Lottia gigantea (owl limpet) is the source of this 495-nucleotide messenger RNA. RefSeq lists its product as hypothetical. Lineage: Eukaryota; Metazoa; Mollusca; Gastropoda; Lottiidae. Gene Ontology annotation, cellular component: cytoplasm. Bases 1 to 495 code for a protein of 164 amino acids. Gene Ontology annotation, biological process: positive regulation of apoptotic process; apoptotic process. The transcript has 2 exons. The record is from RefSeq and is a predicted model, not a curated record.
AUGGCGUCGAGUUCAGUCAGUCAAGAGAGUUUGGAUAUGGAAGAUUUCGAAAAUCAAGCCAAACGAAAUCGGAUUCGAACCCAUAGGGGUCGAGGUAUGAUACAUAGAUCUGCUGAGAGGGAGGGUAGCGAUCAGUGUGAGAGGGAGGCGAGGGAACAGAAUGGGGACCAUGAGAAAGAAAAUAAUUGUGCCAGUUUGAGCCUGGUACAAACUGAACAUGAUUCCCCCACCCGUGGGGCAGCCAACAGGAUGAAAGACAAAAGGACUCGCCCUAAUCAUCUGCAUAAAGGGAAGCUACCCAAAGAUAAAAGAAAAUUGAGGGAGAAGAGAAGAAGUACUGGGGUGGUACAUCUACCUUCCACAGAGACAGUUUUGGUUGAUUAUGAAAACUGUAUUUUGGCCAUCUUAGUGUUGACUAUUGACAACAUAGAUAUUAUCUAUUCUUGUAUAUAUGAAGAGCCAGACAUUGUCAUAUUGAGUGUGUUUUAUAAAUAG